Quercus robur (English oak) is the source of this 1806-nucleotide messenger RNA. RefSeq lists its product as uncharacterized. The record is from RefSeq and is a predicted model, not a curated record. The transcript is spliced from 15 exons. Lineage: Eukaryota; Viridiplantae; Streptophyta; Magnoliopsida; Fagales; Fagaceae. Gene Ontology annotation, biological process: lipid biosynthetic process. Gene Ontology annotation, molecular function: methyltransferase activity. The coding region runs from base 130 to 1497 and encodes 455 amino acids.
CCCUAACCAAUAAACAAUAUAUAGAGCACAUGCACAUUUACACUCUAUCAGAUAUUAUUAGACCCAAUACAGCAGAGAUAGGAUCAACGUACCACCCUCUACAGUGAAGCAUAGUUAAGGCUGGCGAGCAUGGCUGCUGCAAAUAGUUUGGUUGGAAAAAAAAAUGCUCUUCUAAGCAAGCCAAAACACAUGGAACCAUCUCUCAUAGAAGCCGGGGCACGCCUUUUUGUCACUAGGUUCCUUGGACGUUACAUAUCUGCUGGAUGUUUAACUUUAUUGGAGGAAGAUGGCACAGUCUUGACCUUUGAAGGAGACAAGACAAAAUGUUCUCUGAAAGUAGUUCUUAAAGUUGAUAAUCCACAGUUUUACUGGAAGAUCAUGACUCGGGCUGAUUUAGGCCUUGCAGAUGCAUAUAUUGAUGGAGAUAUUUCUUUCGCCGAUGAAAAUGAAGGUCUUCUAAACUUGUUUCUGCUUCUUAUUGCCAGCAGAGAUUCAAAGUCCUCUAUCUCAAAAUUGGAUAAGAGAAGGGGUUGGUGGACACCAUUGAUAUUCACAGCUGCUAUAGGAUCUGCAAGCUAUUGUUUCAAGCAUCUUUUAAGGCAAAAUAGUCUAACACAAGCUCGCAGGAACAUCUCUCGUCAUUAUGAGCUGAGUAAUGAGCUUUUCGCUCUGUACUUGGACGAAACAAUGACAUACUCCACCGGCUUAUUUAAGAGGGAGGAUGAGGACUUGAAGGUUGCGCAGCUUAGAAAAAUGUCUUCUUUGAUUGAAAAGGCAAGAAUUGAUGAGAAGCAUGAAAUUCUUGAUAUUGGGUGUGGCUGGGGAAGCUUUGCUAUUGAAGUUGUCAAUCAAACUGGAUGCAAAUAUACUGGCAUCACUUUGUCUAAAGAGCAACUAAAACUUGCGGAACAGAAAGUGAAAGAUGCUGGCCUUCAGGACCGCAUUAAGCUUCUUCUCUGUGACUACCGCCAAUUGCCCAAUACCUACAAAUAUGACAGAAUUAUAUCCUGUGAGAUGAUUGAACAUGUUGGCCAUGAAUAUAUGGAAGAGUUUUUUCGUUGCUGUGACUCAUUAUUAGCAGAAGAUGGGCUUUUUGUUCUGCAGUUCAUAUCAAUCCCAGACCAACGUUACGACCAGCACAGGCGAAGUGCAGAUUUUAUGAAGGAAUAUAUAUUUCCUGGUGGAUGCCUACCUUCAUUAAACAGUGUAAUAUCAGCCAUGGCUAAUGCAUCCAGAUUCUGCGUGGAGCACGUGGAGAACAUAGGGAUUCAUUACUACCAAACACUCAGAUAUUGGAGAAAAAAUUUUAUGGACAACCGAAGAAAAAUCCUUGCUCUUGGAUUUGAUGAAAAGUUCAUGCGAACAUGGGAAUAUUACUUUGAUUAUUGUGCAUCUGGUUUUAAGUCACAUACACUUGGAGAUUAUCAGGUUGUAUUCUCACGCCCUGGCAACUUUACUGCAUUAAACAAACCAUACCGAAGUUUCCAUCAAGAGUGAUUAAGUUCCCGAAGGAGAGAUCAAUCCUUCAUAUUAAUGCUAGACCAACCUAUAUUUGGUUCAUUUUCAUGUAUUUGCUUUCGUUGGAAGACUUAAUUGCGUUGGUUGCUUCUUCAAAUGUUUAUUUAAUCAUGGAUCAAAUACCUAAAACUGGUUUGAGAGUGUUUAUUUAAUCAUGGAUCAAAUAGUUAAGAAUGAUUUGAAAUUGUACUCUAAGAAUGGUUUGAGAAUGUUUAUUUCAUCAUGGAUCAAAUAGUUAAGAAUGGUUUAAGAUUGUACUCAAAUUCUAUGGCAUCUUUCUUUACUUUA